Molecule: messenger RNA, 2871 nt
Organism: Camelina sativa (false flax)
Lineage: Eukaryota; Viridiplantae; Streptophyta; Magnoliopsida; Brassicales; Brassicaceae
Molecular function (GO): chromatin binding
Source: RefSeq, a predicted model, not a curated record
CUCUCUCUUCUCUCUCUUCCUUCACCAAAGCAGCUGCCUUUUUGCCAAACCCCUGUAACUCUGAGAGAGAGAAGAGAGAUCAUCCAUGGGAAUACCUUAUUUUCUUCAAGUUUACCUUAAUCAGAACUCGUUUUCUUCCUCUUCAUCUCCUGUUUUCAGCUUUCCCUUCUUCAAAUCUUCCAAAUCGAUCGUUGAUUUUGUGUUUUCGCCGCUGUUCUAAGCUUUCUUAAAGGUCACUGUUCUGUACAAAACCUUAAGAGGAAUCGGUAUUUCUUUCUUUACUGGAAAAAAAUAAAAAUUCUGAGAUGCCCAUUUCGUCUUCGUCAUGCUUAAGUUGAUUACCGCAGUCAAAGUCGUAUCUUGGUGUUUGGCGGCGCUCUCGAGCUUAGAUCAGUGUUUCCACGGCGUCGUCUCUGAUCUUUCGACAGAUCUUCCCAACUCUCCGCUCACUGGGUUCUUCUCCGCUUUCUCUAAUCCCAACUUCUUCUUCGUUCGGAUCAUUUGACUUCGACGAUUUUAGCUGUUUCGUUGGGAGCUGGAAAGGAUGUUAAUCGGUGUUAUGCAUUAGAGUGAUUUGGUUUAGGGUUUCCACGGCAUAGGGGAUUUUAGUGGGUUAUUGUUUUGGUCAUUGAAGUUUAGGUUUUUAGGGGUUUCCACGGUCUUUGGUAUAUAGACAUUGUUUUAAAAACUGGCUUUUACGGGGUUGCUUUAGAACUUGAUUUGUGAGAUAAAAGACUAUGACUUUGAAGACGGCUGUUAGCUUUCAGUAGUUAGUUCUUUUAUCUGAUGCAAAGAAGGGUUUGGGGCGUUUGAUGCUUGCCGGAUCAUUGUCAUAUUGAAAAAUGUGCGAGAAUGAUCAUUAUUUUGUCGAAUGGAAAGAGCAUUUUGUAUCACAAGAGAGAGGGAACCGUGUUGUUCAUUACUUCCUGAAGGAUUCUGCUGGCGAAUCUAUUCUAGCUGUGAUUGGUACUGAGAGAAGUGUUAGACACAUGUUCUAUGUUGUCUCUGAGGAUUUUGUGCGUAUUUAUGGUUCCGAGAAUUCAAUUCAUGCUGGCUUUAAAUGGAGGUCGAGAAGAGAGGUUGCAGAUUGGCUCACUUCAAUGCUGUCUAAGCAAAAUAUACAAGGAAACUGGUCGAAGUCACCAACGCGUGAGUCAGGUGAAUCUAAUGGAUCCCUCGAAAUUCCAAGCAAUGGAUUUACUGCUCAGCGAGCUCAAGCAACUGAAGAGGUCCGGCUUCCCAUAAACUUGAGUGUUCACAGUUGGGAGAUUAUGUGGUCUGGAGCUUCUUGGAUGUGUGCUAAACAGCUCAAACAUUACCCAUCAUUUUGCAGGAAUGGGACAACAAUAGGGGUUCAAUCUUUUGUCUUUGUCAUGAGCAAAGGGGAUGAUCGGUAUGUUGCAUAUCUGGAAGAUAUGUAUGAGGACAAGCGUGGCCUAAAAAAGGUCAAAGUGAGGUGGUUUCACUACACAAAAGAAGUGAAGGGUGCAGUUGCUCUCAAAAACUCAAACCCAAAAGAGGUUUUCAUCACCCCUCAUUCACAGGUAAUCAGUGCAGAAUGUGUUGAUGGUCCUGCCACUGUCUUGACCCGUGAGCAUUAUGAGGAGUGUGUGUCUUCCUUUCCUAAUUCUUUAUUGGCAAGGGUACACAUGUGCUAUCGGCAACUCAGGAACAGCAAAGUUAAACCAUUUGACUUGAGUAAACUGCGCGGAUAUUUGGACCAACCUAUUAUGUCUUGCUUAAGUUCUAUGGAGCCUGGUCCUGUAGACUGUGCGAUGAAUAUAGAGGAUGAUGAAGAAGGGAGUGAGGGUGAGAAUGUGAUGGUUGGUGCUGAGAGAAACAAGAAAAAACGUGAAGGAAUGAUGUCUGCCCAUCUGUUAACAACUUAUGAAUCUUCAUGCAAGAGACUCAAACUUAAUGCCUCAGGCAAACUAAUUACUUUCCCAACCGAUGUUCAGAAACAUUACAAUGGAGUGAUUAAGGCAGAUGCAAAAAUAGAGUUUCUGUGUCAAGAUAGCGGUAUUAGAGGCUGCUGGUUUAGAUGUACUGUCCUGGAAGUAUCAAGGAAACAGGUAAAACUCCAGUAUGAUGAUAUAGAGGAUGAGGAUGGAUAUGGAAACCUUGAGGAAUGGGUGCCGGCUUUUAAAUCUGCUAUGCCUGAUAAGCUUGGCAUGAGGUCGUCUAAGCGGCCAACAAUACGACCUGCUCCUCCUGAUGCUAAAAUAGUUGACUUUGAUCCUACAAUUGGUGAAGCUGUUGAUGCAUGGUGGAAUGAUGGUUGGUGGGAAGGUGUUGUAAUCGCCAAUGAAAAACCUGAAGCUGAGGACUUGCAAAUAUAUAUCCCUGGGGAGAACUUAUGCCUAACGGUGCUCAGGAAGGAUAUUCGAAUUUCCAGAGACUGGGUGGGAGACAGCUGGGUUGGUAUCGAUCCUAAACCCGAAAUACUCGCCAUAAUAUCAUCUGAUAUUAGCCUGGAAAUUAAGCUCUCCAUGUCUUCCACUCCUGCAAAAGAUGCCAAGGCUAAGCCCAUUGCUAUGCCAGAUAUUGUUGAGGAGGCAAUACCUGAAGGCGAUAAAGCGGACAAUUCCCUUUUAGGAGAACAGAACAAAGAGCAUAAAGAUGUUGGGGUUGUUAAGGAGGAUGAUGGAAGCAAACUUUCAAAAGAAGUGAACAAAGAGGUUGGAAGUAACCAAAGUAAAACCUAUGUCAACCAUGAAAAUACCGUGCAGGACCACAAAGAAGAUGAUGUUACCCUUAAUGAUGAGAAGCCCCGCAAAUCAGAAUCAGUCUUCACCCUAUCAAAAACUACUACCACGCUGGUGACAACGUAAAGAUGCUUUCUUGAAGUCAUAUAUAAUGAUGGUAAUUCUG